Messenger RNA from Coprinopsis cinerea okayama7#130, 1567 nucleotides. Its product is annotated as amino acid transporter. Gene Ontology annotation, molecular function: amino acid transmembrane transporter activity. NCBI's taxonomy places the organism in Eukaryota, Fungi, Basidiomycota, Agaricomycetes, Agaricales, Psathyrellaceae. The record is from RefSeq and is a predicted model, not a curated record. Gene Ontology annotation, cellular component: membrane. Bases 26 to 1567 code for a protein of 513 amino acids. The transcript is spliced from 14 exons. Gene Ontology annotation, biological process: amino acid transmembrane transport.
GCAAGAGGCGACUAGUACCGGGACUAUGAGCAACGAUCAAGGCGAGCCAGACAUGGAAAGCUUCGACAAGCACGAGGGGGCACCUGGAAAGCUCGUUCGACAAUUGAAGAACAGGCAUAUCGCCAUGAUCAGCAUUGGCGGCGUUAUUGGCACAGGGCUUUUCUUGGGUACGGCCAUUGCCCUUCAGAAUGGAGGCCCACUCGGCCUCCUGCUCGGCUAUAUGGCGAUGGGGACGCUCUGUUACAGCAUAAUGAUCUCACUUGGCGAGAUGAUUGCAUUUCUUCCAAUUCCCGGAGGACAUAUCAAGCUGGCAGAGCGCUUCAUCAAUCCUGCAUUCUCGUUCACAAUGGGCUGGAAUUACUGGUACAAUUGGACGAUUAUCCUUCCAGCAGAGCUCAGCGCUGCAUCCGUAUUAGUCGGGUACUGGGCACCGCCAGAACAACUCAGUCCUGCAAUCUGGAUCACCGUGUGCAUGGUCAUUGUCGUCGUGAUCAACCUGCUUGGAGCGGGCGCAUACGGAGAGGCAGAAUUCAUUUUUGCUUCGAUUAAAGUUCUGACCAUCGUUGGCCUGAUUAUACUCGGUAUUGUCCUCGAUCUUGGAGGUGGGCCCAACCGUGACAGAAUUGGCUUCCGAUACUGGAAGGACCCAGGGCCAUUUGUACAAUACCGCGGUAUACCCGGUGCCAAAGGUCGCUUCCUUGGUUGGUGGGCGGUACUAACCCAAGCGGCCUUUUCUUUCAUUGGUACGGAAAUUGUUGCGAUUGCCGCUGGAGAAGCCAAGAACCCGAGGCGCAAUCUUCCUCGAGCCAUAAGACGAGUCUAUGUUCGAAUUCUCCUGUUUUACAUCCUUGGAACUGCAAUCAUUGGCCUCUUGGUGCCUUCAAAUGAGCCAUCUCUGAAUUUGGGUGACGGAACGGCAGCGUCCUCGCCUUUUGUGAUUGCGAUCCAGAACGCUGGGAUCAAGGGUUUACCGUCUCUCAUCAAUGCCUGCCUAUUGACAUCGGCGUGGUCUGCGGCCACCAGCGAUCUGUAUACGAGUUCUAGGGCUUUAUACGGACUCGCCAGAGCCGGUAACGCUCCUAAGAUAUUCCUGAAGACGACAAACAACGGGAUGCCCUACGUCUCUGUGAUAUUCAACGCCUCUUUCUCCGUUCUCGCGUACAUGGGGAUACAGCAGGGUUCCGGACGAGUUUUCGCCUGGUUCGCCAACAUGACAGCAGUCGCUGGUCUUCUGACGUGGUUUGGGAUCGGUGUCACCUAUUUGAGGUUCUAUGCCGGGAUGAAAGCGCAGGGAAUGGAUAGGAGCAAGCUCCCUUUCUCGUCUUCUCUGCAACCAUAUGCCGCUAUUUAUGCAACUUGCUUCUGUUUCUUGAUUUGCCUGCUGAGCGGCUGGGCUGUUUUCCUUGAUGGAAACUGGCAAACAGACACCUUCGUCACAAACUACUUCCCCCUUGCUCUAUUCCCUAUCCUUUACGCUGGUGCACGAUGGUAUUACCGAACACCAGUGGUCAAGCCGGAAAAUAUGGAUUUUGUCUCUAACCUCGCCGAGAUCGAGGCAGAUUGGUGA